Molecule: messenger RNA, 6078 nt
Organism: Plasmodium gallinaceum
Lineage: Eukaryota; Apicomplexa; Aconoidasida; Haemosporida; Plasmodiidae
Product: conserved Plasmodium protein, unknown function
Exons: 1
Coding region: 1-6078 (2025 amino acids)
Molecular function (GO): protein binding
Source: RefSeq, a predicted model, not a curated record
AUGAUUAAAAAUGUCUUUUAUUUAAUUUUUAUAUUUUCAUUUUUUCUGCUAAUAAUUAAAUGUGAAUAUAUAACAAAUGAAAAAGAGGAAAUAAAAUUUGAAGAGGAAACUGUUGAACAUCAUAAAAGAAAUUUAAACAACCAUAAUAAAAAAGAACUAAACUUUACAGCUACUAAUAAUAAAAGUGAAAGAGGGAAGAAAGAAAAAGAAAUAAAAAUUGGUGAUAUUAAUGAAGAAAAUAAUAAUGAAAAAAUAAAUGAAAGUGAAUUAAAUAUAAAAAAAACAAAUAAAAAGGAUGUAAGUAUAAAAACAAAGUACGAUAAUGAAAAUAAAAUAGAUAUAAAAAAGAGAAGAAAAAAUACCAACAAAGAAGAAAAUUUCCUUCUAUUAUAUGAAGAAGAAAUUGAAAAGUAUGAUAGAAUUAUUGAUGAACUAAUAUUAAGAAGUAUGAGUAAGAAAAAUUAUGAUUAUUUUAAUAUAUUAGAAGAAUAUUCAUUAAAAACAAAAUUAAACAGUGAUAUUUAUGAUUCAUUAAAAGAUUUAAUAAAAAUUAUAAACAGUAGUAGUGUUCUUAUACAUUCAUAUAUGGAAAAAAAAAAUUUAUUUAAAUAUGAUAUUAAUGAGAAUAUUUUUAAAAGACAUUUUAUUUUAUCAUUAUUUAGGUGGUAUAAUAGUUUUAAAUUGAUUGAAACGUGUUUUGAUAAGACGAAUUAUGUAUUUUACAUUGAUGAUCAUAAAAUAUAUUCUUACAAAUACACAUAUAAACUAGUUCUAAAUUUAUUGAAUUCAGAAAAUUUUUUAUUUUAUGUUAAUUUUAAUAAAAUUUCUUUUAUUAAUAUACUGGAUAAUUAUAACAAGUAUAAUUUUAAAAUUAAUAAUACUAUAAGAAAUUAUCCUUCUCACUUUUACGUUUGUCAAAGUUUCAAUGAUUUUAUCUAUUCAUACUUUUUACAUUAUAAUCAUCAAUUUUUUGAGAAAUAUAAAUAUUUAGUAGAUAAAGAUAUAUGGGAUAAUAAAGUAACUACAGGUAAUCAUUUAUUUAAAAAAUUAAAAGAUUUAAAUAAUAAUUUGAUUUUAUAUAAAUUUCAGAAUGAUUCUAAUGUAAAAAGUUAUUUAAAUAUGGAAAUUAAGUUGAUUUUCUCAACUUUUAAAGAGUUUAUAAUUGAUAUUUUAAAUAAUUUAUACAAUGAAUAUUAUUUUGAUAAUUUAAGACACAUAAGGGAAAAAAGUAAAUUUAAAAAUGAAGAAAACAAUAAGUUAAAGAAUACUGAAAAUGAAAUGAUAAUAAGUGAUAAUAUAAAUGAAAAUUCUGUGAAUAUUAAUACAAAAAUAUCAAAUAAUUACGAGGAGAAUAAAGAAACAAAUAUAAAUUUGAAUGAUUCAGAUUUAAAUGAAAUAAAUAACAACAUUCAUAAUAAAAAUAAUUUAGGAGAAUAUUAUGAUGAUGUUAUUAAGAAUAAUGUUAAAAAUAAAGAACAAAGUUAUUUUGACAAUCGUAAUAAUGAUAUAAAUGAGAAAAAAGUAAAUAAUGAAGUUAAUAUUGAUAAAAUGAAUAAUUACCAAAAUAAAAUAUAUGAUCAUAGUUAUGAUGAUGAUAUGAAACAUGAUAAUGUAGAAAAUUUAAAAAAAAAAAAAAAAAAUAGUACAAUGUUAGAAAACGAAGAAAACAGUAAUAUAUAUGAAGCAGAAGUUAUGGAUACAAAAGAUGAUGAUAAUGAAGUAUGGAAUACAUUAAUAGAUUCUUACAAUAAAUUAGCAAAUAAUGAAGACUAUAAAAAAUAUAAUAAAUACAUAUUAAAAAAUAUUCAUAAAUUUUUUAAUUUAUCUUCAGAAAAUUUAGAUGAGCUAAAUAAUUAUAAGAAUAAAUAUGAAUUGAAAGAUGGUUAUAUAAUUAAUAAUACUACUGAUAAACGUAUUCCCUUAUUUUUUCAUCCAAUCAAAGAUAUUUUUAGUUAUUUAAACCAAGUACAUAUUAAAAAAAAAAUAAAUUUUAAGGAUAUCUAUGAAUAUUUAGUAACUAUUAAUAAUUAUAAUGAAAGAAACAAUUUUUAUGAUAACCACUUACAAUGUAGAAGUGGUAUAUUUUUUAAGGAAUUUCCAUUAUUAAAAAAUUAUUCAAAUGAAAAAAAAGAAAUAAAGAGCAAUAUAAAAAAUUUAAUGGAUAUAAAUGAAAAGUUUGAAAAAAAAAAUAAUUUUGAAAUUAACAAAAAUAAAUUCAAUGAUACGUUUGUUAAAAAUAAAAAUGAUGGUGACAGUAAUGAAAUGGAAGCAAAUAACAUUAUAGAUAGAGUAAAUAUAAAUAAUAAAAAUGAUAAUGAAAAUAAUUAUUAUAAUAAUUACAAGAAUAUAAAUAAUCAAAAUGAUAUACAUUACUAUGAUUAUUAUAAUAAUAUAAAUUUGAGUGCAUUUACUCCUGCUCCUCUAUUAAUGAAAGACAAAAUUCAUGAUCAAUUAAAAUUAUUAAGAACAAAAUAUACUGAUAAAUUAAAAAAUGAAUCUAAUUGUGUAUUAGCUUUUCUUUAUUUAAUAGGUGUAAAUGAUCAUAAUGGAAAUCUACAGUUUCCAUAUGGAUUUCCUAGAAAUAUAGAUAAAUCAGUUAACUUAAUAAGAAAAGGAAAAGAUGGAUUAUGUAAUUUUUUGAGUGGUAUUUUAUAUCAUGUCAAUUUACCAAUUUUUGUAAAUAAUUCUUCCAUAUCUAUUACAACAGAAGUUAAUGAUGAAGUAUUAGAUGUUAAUGAAAAUUCAAUUAAUAGUUUUUUUUAUAUUUAUUAUAAAAAUAAAUCAGUGUUACGAAAUCAUGAUUUUUUAUCAGAUAAAAAUAGAAUAAUACCAAAUAAAGUUGAUCACAUUAAAUCCAAAAUUGUAUCAUAUUCAUUGGGUUCAACUAAAGAUGAUUUUUAUAGUAAAUUGGCGUUUACAAAUAAUAUUAUUAGAUUAAAAUAUAAAAAUGAAAUGAAUAAUUUUUAUUUAAAGGAUUAUUUUGAUUUUACAUAUGAUAAAAAAGAUUAUAAAAAUUCCUUCAUUAAAAAUAACGUAUCACCCUUUUUAACAUCGUGUGACUAUUUAUUAAGUAACAUUUUAGGAGUAGUUGUUGAUUCUCUAAAAGCUACAUCUACUAUUGAAAGUGGAAUAUAUGAAGAAUAUAUAAAUGAAAAUCAUAAAAAUUUAAUCCGUAACAGUUCAGAUAACAAUAAAAAUUUAUAUGAAUAUUUUUUGAAAUUAGCAGAUAGUAGAAAUUCUUAUGCAUUAGCAGCUCUAGGAGAAAUAUAUUUUUUGGGGAAUGAAAAUAUAGGCAUAGAAAGAGAUGAGCAAAAAGCUUUUGAGUUUUGGAAAAAAGCAGCUGAUCAAGGGGAUAGUAUAUCUGCGUUAUCAACAGGAUAUGCAUAUUUAGAUGAAUAUAAAAAGUUUUCAAAAAAAGAAGAAACUAUUAAAAACAUGAAUAAGGAAGAAUUAAUUAAUUUGAUAAAAUCAGAAAACUCAAAUAACGAAAAAAAUAGUACAGAAUUCGAUAUGUAUCAAGAAUCUGACAAAAAAAAAAAAAAAAAAAUAAAUAAAAAUGAAAAAAAAAACAAUAAUAAUGAUAGUAAUAAUAAUAAAAAGGAGAAUUCUAAUGAUUAUUACUCUUUUUUAUCAACUGAAAAUAAGGAAGUAAUUUCUAAAACAACUACUAAUGAAACUAAUAAUUCAUUAAAUAAUACAUCAAAUAAUAAUGUUUCACCAGAUCAAACACAAAUUCAAAAUAAUUCUAGUAAUUAUGAUUUUUUUAUGAACGGAACAUCUAAUUUUUCUGAUUUCUCUAAUAAUACCUAUCAAACUAAUUCAAAUAAUAUAAACACGAAUGAUAUAAAUAGUAGCAAUAUAGAUAUGAAUAGAACAGUUGAAAGCAAUAUCAAUAUUAAUAAUAAUGAUGUAGAUAUUAAAAGAAUUAAUAAGGUUAAUAAAAAUACUGAAAAUAAUGAUGAAACUAAUGAUGAAAAUAAUAAUGUAGAAAACUUGAAAGAAAAAGGAAAUGAUGAAAAUGAUGAAAUUAUAAAAAAUUAUAUUCUUAAUUUAAAUAAUAAGGCUAACAAAGCCUUUAAAAAUGCUGAGAAUUAUUUUAAUAAAGCUAUAAGAAAUAAUGAUGGAAGUUUAGAAAGCGCAUUGGCUAAAUAUAAUAUUUAUAAAUUUGGUUUAGGUAGAAAACCGAAUAUAGAAUUAGCAGGAUAUUAUUUAAAGAAAGCUGCAGAAAAAGGAGAUAAUAUUGCUCAAAUGUUAUUAGGUCAUUAUUACUCUGGAACAGAUAUAGGAAUUAAAUUAAAUGAUUAUAAUGAAGAUAAAAUAGAAAAUUUAAAAAAAUCAUAUAAAUAUUAUGCACUAUCAGCAAAAAAUGGAAAUUUAAUAUCUUUAUAUAAUAAAAGCAUUCUAAUUCUAAAAGGUAUAAAUCCCAAAUUUAAAUCAUUCAAUGAAAAAUGCUCAAAAACAUUGAAAUAUUUUCAUUUCAUUAGCUUAUUCAAUGAACGUUUAUAUGUUUUAACAAAAAUGUUAAAAAGAAAUUAUGAAUUUAAAGAUUAUACAGGUUCUUUACUACUAUCUAUUAUGUUGUCAGAGUUAGGAGAUCAUCCAAGUAAUGUUAAUGCUUCAUUAUUAUGGAAUCUAAAAAAAAAAACUAUGAAAAAAUUUACGGAAAAAUAUAACAUUAUUGAAAAUAUAUUAAAAAAUUUCAAUAUAUCCCUAAAUAAAGAAAAUACAAAUAGUAAUAAUAAUAAUGAAAAGGUGAAUAAUGAUUAUAUAUAUAGUUCCAAUGAUAUUAAUAAAAUAAUAAAAAGAAUAUAUAAUAAAGAAAAAAGUGUUAGAUAUUCAUAUAAGAAUAAAGGAAGAAAACAUUCAAGAUCAUUACUAAAAAAUUGCAUGAUGAUAAGUGUAUUUAAUAAAAAAAAAUAUUUUACUCAUGUAAAGUUUUGUCAUUAUUUGAAGAGUGAAUUGUUACGAAUUAAAAGAAGUACUAAUAACUAUAAACAUAAUGAGAAUAAUAAUGACAAACAUAAUUUAAAUGAAACAGUACAUGGUAAAAAUAAUGGAAAAAAAAAUAGUAGCUAUAGAAAUGUUGAAGAAAAAGAAGUCAAUUAUUACGAUACAUACUACUUAUCUAAAUAUUUCAAACAAAUAGAUUUAUAUGAAAAAUAUGAUAAAAUUAUAAUAAAUGAAAUGAAAAAAGAAAAAAACAUUGAAGAGAAAAUUAAAAGAUUAAAAAAAAUGAAAUAUACAAUAUUGGAACAUUUUAGAAUUACAGAAUUUCUGCACUGCUAUUAUAAGCCAAUAUCUUACUAUCAAAUUAAAUUAGAAGAAGAAAAACAAAUGAAACAACAAUAUAAUAAUAGAUACAUUGGAGAAAAAGGUGAAGAGGAAAGAAAAAAUUUAUAUGAAUCUGAAUUUUCUAGAUAUUCAAGUUUACUAGAAAAUCAUGAUAUACAGGAAAUAUUUUAUUAUAAAAAGAAAUAUACAUCAAAUAUAUUUGAAGAAAUUCAAAGUUUCUCUAAUAAUUGUGAUGUAUGCAAACAGUAUUAUGACAUAUAUUCGUCUUAUUAUGGUUAUAAGAAAGCGACUAUUGAUUUGAUCAAAAAAUAUCACGAAGGUGAUGAAUUUACUGUAAAAAGUAAACGAAAAGAAUUACAAUAUAUGAUAAGUGAUUCUGAUGCAGAAAAUCAUGAAUCUCUAUAUUAUAAAGCUCUUUUUUUAGAACACAACAAUUUAGAUAAUUUGAAAAAUAUUUUAGAGAUUUAUUUUAAAUUAGCUAUUGAUAAUCAUAAUGCUUGUAAUGUUAUUGGUUUUUUAGGUAUUUUAAAAAUUUUUUUUAAAAAAAUAUUUUAUGAUAUCAAUAUUUUUAAUAGAAAAAAAAAAUAUCAAUUUCCGCUAAAUACAUUUAUAGAUUUUAACAAAUGUCCUUUGCAAAAUUAUUAUUUAUUUAAAACAGAAUUUGAUCAAAAAUGUUUUAAUUUUGAUUAUUUGAUAAAAGAUAAUUAUAUUUAUUCGCAAAUUAGAUAUUUUGACUUUUUGAAGGUUUUGUAUAAUUUAAUUUCUUCUUUUUUUAAAAUAAAAUAA